AUGCCUGAUAAAGGAAGAUACACUUCUCCGGAAGGUUCUCAUAUUUGGGAGUACUGGACGACAUUUGUUUGUUCGAUCCAAGCCUUUUGCAUUGGUUGUAUAAUAGGAUGGAACUCACCAACUUUCGCAAUAUUAUUGAAGCCAGACUCUCCUGUUCCCAUCGACCAUAACGAUGUUUCAACAAUCGCAGCUGCAGGGCCUUUGGGUCAUCUUAUUGCUCCAAUUAUUGCUAAUCUGAUGAUCGAUACUUUGGGUCGAAAGAACUCUAUGUUCUUGGGAGGAUUACCACUGAUAGUCUCCUGGGCAAUGAUGUGUGUUUCACAAAAUCUCUGGGUAUUAAUUAUCGCCAGAAUUAUGGCUGGUUUGUCUUUAGGAGUAUCAUUCUGUGUCAGUCCUCUUUAUCUUGGAGAAAUAGCUUCGACGAAAUUACGAGGGAUGAUUGGUUCAACUUAUGGCAUCAUGGCCAAUGCUGGAAUUCUCUUUUCCUUCAUUAUUAUACCAUACCUGAGCAUGUCUGUAGCAUCUGGUGUAUUUUUAUCAAUAUCUGUGGUAGUUCAAGUAGCCCUGUACUUUAUUCUAGAAUCUCCAUAUUUUUUGAUGUUAGUAGGCCGAGAAUCUGAGGCUGAAGCAGUAUUAGAAAAGCUUCGAGGAAAAUUAGAUGUCAGUGAGGAAUUAGAAAUAAUGAAAAAUUCAAUCAAAGAAAAAACAUCUCAGAAACACAGUUUACUUGAUUCUCUGAAAUUAUUAUUCCAAGAUAAAAGUAAUUUACGUGCUUUCAUAAUUAUCAAUCUUUUUCUCAUUCCUUUUUAUUUUGGAGGCUUAGCAGCUAUCAUGAUUUAUGGACAUGUAAUAUUUCAAGCCGCUGGGAAUUCAAUUAGUGAACACGUUGCCGUCAUUAGUAUCGCAGCUACUCAAUUAAUUGCUUCCCUGAUUAUGUCUCUUCUUGUAGAUCGUGUUGGCCGAAAGCCGCUAGUAUUAUUUUCCGGUGUUUGUGGUGGAAUUUGUAACUUUGUAAUUGGUUUUUAUUUUUUUACUAAAGACUAUAUGGACAUUAAUGUUGUAUCAUACAAUACAGUACCACUUUUAGCAGCUAUAGUACUUGUUUUUUCGUUUAAUAUUGGAAUAGCUUCUAUACAACCUGUUAUAGUUGGUGAAAUCCUUUCUACUGAAAUUAAAGCCAUUGGUAGUUGCCUUACAAGUCUUAUAGGAGGAUUUCAAGCCAUUGUUAGUCUCAAAAUGUACUUAAUUUUGACUGAUGGAUUACACCUCGGGCACUCUAUACCCUUCUUUGGCUUUGCUAUAGCACUUUUAGUUACGACCAUAGUAUUGUAUUGCAUUACACCAGAAACUAAGGGUAAAACUUUUGCAGAAAUACAAAAGAUGCUUGGUAAAAAAAUGUAAAUAAAUCAAUUCAUACUUU
Molecule: messenger RNA, 1420 nt
Organism: Chelonus insularis
Lineage: Eukaryota; Metazoa; Arthropoda; Insecta; Hymenoptera; Braconidae
Product: facilitated trehalose transporter Tret1-like
Exons: 3
Coding region: 1-1401 (466 amino acids)
Biological process (GO): transmembrane transport
Cellular component (GO): membrane
Molecular function (GO): transmembrane transporter activity
Source: RefSeq, a predicted model, not a curated record